CAAAAGUGUGAUAUCAAACUAUGGUUCAAUGUUAUUCCUAAUUAGUCAGGAUAGAACACUGCCUCCUUAUGUCAACUUCAUUAUUGGAGGAAUAUCAGGUUGCGUGGCAGUAACUGCAUCGCAUCCCAUGGAUUCAACUAAGGUACGAAUGCAAAUCUUGAGAACUCCCUUGAAAGAGACAAUAUACAAUACUUUUAGAGAACAUGGAAUGCAAGGAUUUUAUAUCGGCUGGACUGCAGGCAUAGUACGACAAUUAACAUAUACUACGGCAAGACUUGGAAUAUAUAAUACAUUAUAUGAUUUGGCCACAAUGUAUUUUGGCCGUUUAAAUUAUCCUACAAUGGUCUGCAUCGGAAUGUUCUCUGGUAUUUGUGGUUCAUUUGUUGGAACGCCGGCCGAUUUGGUUCUAGUUCGUAUGAUAGGUGAUAUACGCUUACCACCUGAAAAGCGACGAAAUUACAGAAAUGUCUUUCACGGAUUAAUGGACAUUGGAAAAACAGAAGGUAUUCGGGGAUUGUGGAGAGGAGCUGUGCCAACAAUGACCAGAGCAGCGAUUGUGAAUGGAGCACAGUUAGGCACUUACAGUAGAGCGAAAAUGAUGUGGAAAGAUACAGGUUUACUUGAAGAAGGCGUAUUAUUAUCAUUUUGUUCAGCGAUGAUAUCUGGAUUUGUAGUGACUGUAACAUCACUCCCUGUGGAUGUAGCUAAAACUAGAAUACAAAGUUGGACUUUACCAUCGAAACCACCAGGAAUUAUUACUGCAAUUAUUACCAUAAUAAAAACUGAAGGAAUAUCAUCACUGUGGCGUGGGUUUUUGCCAACUUAUAGUAGAGCAGCUCCACAUGCUGUGGUUACCAUGGUGUGCGUCGAUAAAUUGAGAGAAAUGUAUCUUAAAUUUUUCUCACCAGCAUGAUUACAUCGAAUGGCAUAGAAUUGAAGGUAGUGAGGAAUCCAGAUAACAUUGAUGCAGAGAAGUGUAGACCAAUACCUUCCGGUAUACGCACUGUGAAAUAAAAUGUAUCUGAUACUUCCAUAUAUUAUAUGCAUAUAUUUUAUAUAAAAUCUUGUAAGUAGAUAACAUUUAAAGUUUGUAAUAUAAUAUUUUUAAGCUAAU
Messenger RNA from Frieseomelitta varia, 1114 nucleotides. Its product is annotated as mitochondrial 2-oxoglutarate/malate carrier protein-like. Gene Ontology annotation, cellular component: mitochondrial membrane. Gene Ontology annotation, biological process: succinate transmembrane transport; oxaloacetate transport; mitochondrial transport. NCBI's taxonomy places the organism in Eukaryota, Metazoa, Arthropoda, Insecta, Hymenoptera, Apidae. The record is from RefSeq and is a predicted model, not a curated record. The transcript is spliced from 7 exons. Gene Ontology annotation, molecular function: sulfate transmembrane transporter activity; antiporter activity; thiosulfate transmembrane transporter activity. The coding region runs from base 29 to 913 and encodes 294 amino acids.